Messenger RNA from Grosmannia clavigera kw1407, 1683 nucleotides. RefSeq names its product amino acid permease. The transcript is spliced from 3 exons. The record is from RefSeq and is a predicted model, not a curated record. NCBI's taxonomy places the organism in Eukaryota, Fungi, Ascomycota, Sordariomycetes, Ophiostomatales, Ophiostomataceae. Gene Ontology annotation, molecular function: amino acid transmembrane transporter activity. The coding region runs from base 1 to 1683 and encodes 560 amino acids. Gene Ontology annotation, cellular component: membrane. Gene Ontology annotation, biological process: amino acid transmembrane transport.
AUGACGGAGAAACGAGACAUCGAGGCGUCCACGCCGCCAGCCUACGAAGUCCCCAGCAACGAGCUGGAAAAGGACAGGACCACGGAGGGUGUUGAGUCCCUGGGAGGUGUCGGCCAGGGUGAGGAGUUUGGCUAUGUGGCGCGCGGCCUCAAGUCCCGUCACAUCCAAUUCAUCGCUCUUGGUGGCACUAUUGGCACCGGCCUCUUCCUCGGCAUCGGCUCUGCUUUUACGCGCGCCGGUCCCCUCUCUGUCGUGCUUGGCUACUCCUUCACCGGCAUCGCCGUCUACGCCAUGAUGCAGUGCCUCGGCGAGAUGGCCACCUGGCUGCCGCUGCCUGGUGCCAUUCCUCAGUUCUGCGCACGCUACGUCGAUGAGGCCCUCGGCUUUGCCGUCGGCUGGAACAACUGGUACUCGGCAUCCAUCACUAUCUGCGCUGAAGUCUCGGCUGCCUCUGUCGUGAUCGGCUACUGGCCUGGAGCUGAACACGUCAACGUCGCCGCCUGGAUCAGCCUCAUCCUCGUCCUCGUUCUGCUGCUCAACAUCUUUGCCGUCGCCAUCUACGGCGAGGCCGAGUUUAUCUUCGCCUCCAUCAAGAUCAUCACCAUCGUCGGCCUUCUCAUCAUGGCCUUUAUCGUCAUGCUCGGCGGAAAUCCCCACCACCAGCGCGUCGGCUUCUACUACUGGCAGCACCCCGGUGCCAUGAAGGAGUACGACGGCAAGGGUGACACCGGCCGCUUCCUCGGUCUCUUCUCCACCCUCGUCAAUGCCGCCUUCUCCUACGGAGGCGUCGAGGUCGUCGCCGUCGCUGCCGGUGAGGCCGAAAACCCCCGCAAGAACAUCCCCAAGGCCGUCCAGCGGGUCUUCUGGCGCAUCCUCUUUUUUUACGUCCUCGGCUCCCUCGCCAUCAGCGUCCUCGUCGCCUCCAACGACCCCCGCCUGCUGUCUGCCCAGGCCACCGGUGCCGCUGGUGCUGCUGCCUCGCCGUGGGUCAUCGGAAUCCAGAACGCUGGCAUCAAGGUCCUGCCGUCCAUCAUCAAUGCCGUCAUCCUCACUUCCGCUUCCUCCUCGGCUAACGCCUUCCUCUACACCGGCUCGCGUUAUCUCUACGCCCUGGCCCAGAACCACCAGGCCCCCAAGAUCUUCCUGACCUGCUCGCGUCGUGGCGUGCCCUACUAUGCUGUCGGUGCCACCGCCAUCAUCGGCCUGCUGACCUACCUCUCUGUCGGUCACGGUGGCGCCGCUCAGGCAUUCAACUGGUUCCAGAACCUGACCACCGUCGCCGGCUUGUUUACCUGGUGCUCCAUCUGCGUCUGCUACAUCCGCUUCUACGCCGCGCUCCAGGCCCAGGGCGUUGACCGCAACACCCUCGUCUUCAAGAGCCCCUUCCAGCCAUACCUGGCCUGGGGAGCGCUCAUCUACUUUUCCGUCAUCAUCUUCUUUAGCGGCUUCAACGUCUUUGUUCAUGGCAACUGGGACACUAGCGACUUUGUUGCUGCCUACAUCGGCAUCCCCAUCUUCUUCGGCCUGUAUCUCUUCUGGAAGAUCGUCAAGCACACUCCGUGCAAGACGCCCAUGCAGGCUGACUUGUUCACCGGCAAAGCUGCGCUGGAUGCUGAGGAUGAACACUGGCCGGAGCAGAUUCCCCGCAACUGGGUGGAGAGAGUGUGGUUCUGGAUUGCGUAG